UUCCAGGUGGCAGGAUUCCAGUCACGUGGUCUUUCUUUGCACGCCAUAUUGCUUCUGUUCUGUCUUUAAACUGAAGAUUCAAUCCCUGAUCCACAAAGAUGGUCAAGGAAGACAGAUCUACCUGGAAGUCGAACUACUUCCUUAAGAUUGUCCAACUUCUGGAUGAAUUUCCCAAAUGUUUCAUAGUGGGUGCGGACAAUGUCGGCUCCAAGCAGAUGCAGAAGAUCCGACAGGCCCUACGAGGGAGAGGAGUUGUACUGAUGGGGAAGAACACCAUGAUGAGAAAGGCCAUUAGGGGCCAUCUGGAGAACAACCCAGCCCUAGAGAAGUUGCUGCCACACAUCCGAGGCAAUGUGGGAUUUGUAUUCAGCAAGGAAGAUCUCACUGACAUCCGAACUGUCAUCAUGGAGAAUAAAGUGAAGGCCCCUGCCCGUGUGGGAGCUGUUGCCCCCCUGGAUGUGACGGUCCCUGCCCAGCACACCGUCCUCGGACCCGAGAAGACCUCUUUCUUCCAGGCCCUUCAGAUUCCUACCAAAAUCACCAAAGGCACCAUUGAAAUUCUGAAUGCUGUGAAUCUGAUAAAGACUGGAGAUAGAGUUGGACAGUCCGAGUCAACUCUCCUCAACAUGUUGGGAAUCUCCCCAUUCUCAUAUGGGUUGAUCAUUGAACAGGUCUAUGACUCCGGCACCAUCUUCUCCCCCAUGAUCCUGGACAUCACCGACGAAGACCUUCGGUUCAAGUUCAUGCAGAUUGUGCGCAACAUCGCCAGCGUGUCUCUGAUGAUUGGCUACCCAACAGCUGCAUCCGCCCCUCACUCCAUUGUCAACGGAUUCAAGAGGCUUCUGGCCAUUGCUGUCGAGACUGACUACACCUUCCCCGAGGCUGAGCAGACAAAGGAAUACCUGAAGGAUCCAUCCAAGUUUGCCUCCGCUGUAGCUGCCCCAGCUGCUUCCGCAGGGGCCGAGAAAGUAGAGGCAAAGAAGGAGGAAUCUGAGUCGGAAGAUGAAGACAUGGGCUUUGGUCUCUUUGACUAAGGGAGAUAACUCCAGCAGGACUCCCAUCCAUCUCAGCCAUCUGAUGUCUUCAGUGCCGGCUUCAAGCCAUAUGGCCUGAAGAUAAUAAUAAACUUGGGACUGACAA
Haliotis rufescens (red abalone) is the source of this 1140-nucleotide messenger RNA. Its product is annotated as 60S acidic ribosomal protein P0-like. Gene Ontology annotation, molecular function: structural constituent of ribosome; large ribosomal subunit rRNA binding. Lineage: Eukaryota; Metazoa; Mollusca; Gastropoda; Lepetellida; Haliotidae. Gene Ontology annotation, biological process: ribosome biogenesis; cytoplasmic translation; ribosomal large subunit assembly. The transcript is spliced from 9 exons. The record is from RefSeq and is a predicted model, not a curated record. The coding region runs from base 99 to 1034 and encodes 311 amino acids. Gene Ontology annotation, cellular component: cytosolic large ribosomal subunit.